This is a messenger RNA of Pseudocercospora fijiensis CIRAD86, 315 nucleotides long. RefSeq lists its product as uncharacterized. Bases 1 to 315 code for a protein of 104 amino acids. The transcript has 2 exons. Lineage: Eukaryota; Fungi; Ascomycota; Dothideomycetes; Mycosphaerellales; Mycosphaerellaceae. The record is from RefSeq and is a predicted model, not a curated record.
AUGGCUGUUGACGGCGAAGCCACCUCGAAAGGCCCUGCUUUAGGGAGCGACGCGACUUCUUGGGCCAAACGCGAACAGCAGCUCAGCGAGAGCGAGUUGGAACCCGCGGCAUUCUUGAAAUCUGUGAGGGAGUUGUCUGAGAAGCGAGAAAGGGAGGACGCCGAGCGCUUUCGCAAAUUGGAAGAAGAGGUGCAGAAAGGGCGUCAGGAACGAGCAGCCCGGCGAGCGGCUCAACGCCUCCUCCUCCUCCUCACAAGAGUGUCGAAGAUGCACCCACGACUACGGCGACAGGACUCGCGCGAUCGGGCACUUUGA